GAAUUGCCUAAGCCUUAAAACCCCAAGAGUAUCACAGCACUGUAGGACAGGCAGCACAAUGUUGAAUAGAUCUUUGACUUCGGGCUUAAGGCCUGUGGCCAACCUGCGGACGUCGCUUGCAAAGCCCGUUAUCCAGUACAGACGCUUCAGCAUAUCUCCUGCACACAGUAAGUUAAUUGAAGAAAAGUGCAACACUUAUAAUGCAGGUAGUUGACAAUCUACAAGGUUUUAGUGCUGUGUUCGCCGAGACCAAAAAUCCCCAAUUGAAUGAAAUUCUUACCGAAAUUCAAGAGAAGAUCAUUCUCCCUGCCCAUCUACCCGAGAAAGCGAGGAAGCUUGUCUUCAACCCUGAGAAGAGCGACUACAUCCAGCGAAAUCCCGUCACCAUCGAAGUCGAUGGGCUCGAGCACACUUUUAAGACCAUCAACCGAUUCCACGAUGUCCCAAACUCGAUGAAGGCUUUUGCAGAGGCAACAAAGCUCAUGCAAACCAAAGAGGAGUGGGAUAACAUAAGCACACUGCUUGCCGGCUAUAAAAAAGCUGGAAUUAAACUCAAACGCUGGCAUGCCGACGCCGUGACUCGACGUGCAGGCUAUCACGGGCAGCCGUAUGUUGUCAUUGAAUGUGCCCAACAAGUUGAGAAGACCGGACUAUGUCUACAUCGCGACUGCACUGUCAUCCUGCUGUUGGCGUCUAUCAACCACAAGAUCAUAUCCCCGAAAGGAAAGGAGAGCGAGACGCAACAGGCUCUGAAGUGGAAUAAGAUGGUCUGGGAUAUCAUUCAGCGCCCUGAGCACCUUGCCAAGAACACACCCCCUCGUCGUCAGCCUCAUAUGAACCCCGUUAUCCGGGGUAUGAUUCUCUUCUCCCAAACAUCUGCAGUCAAGGAGCAACAGGCAGCCGGAGCGCCAGUGGAUGAUUUGAUCCGAGAGCUUCGAGACAAUGUUGAGUUUAUAACCAGCGCAUGGGCUGAACGAGAAUCCGAUGACCUAACAAAGUCACCCUACCUGAAUCCGCUUAACAACCGAGUCAAGCCUAACAGCGAUCAUUACGUACCCGAAAGGCAACACGUUUCUCCUUUCAACUACAUCUUGACUCUUACCGAGAACAUAAGGGCGAUAGAACUAGCACAGGAGAUCAUCGGUGACGAUGCCAAAGACCUGCAGCCUAUUCACGAUAUUAUGGAACAACACAUCGAAGAUUUUCUUAUGAUGAGUCCUGAUAAGAACUCUUUUGGCUGGGACAUGGCGUAUGAGAAAGUCACAGGUCGACAGCCUGGCUGGAAGCAACACUUGCCUGAUGCGCCCCGCCCUAGAAACGUUGUAGAGGAUAACUAGUCACAAAUAUUCAUGCACUCUGAGAAGACAUGGGGUCAACAUGAGGACAAUCUGUCACGGAUA
This is a messenger RNA of Fusarium redolens, 1400 nucleotides long. RefSeq lists its product as uncharacterized. Lineage: Eukaryota; Fungi; Ascomycota; Sordariomycetes; Hypocreales; Nectriaceae. The transcript has a single exon. The record is from RefSeq and is a predicted model, not a curated record. Bases 201 to 1337 code for a protein of 378 amino acids.